GUCGAUAGGCCCAGUGUGGUUGUGUCACCUCAAGUUAGGUCUCCAAUAGUGCAGGACGUCGACCCGUCCUGUCACUCCUGUGCCAAGUGCGCGACUCACCUCACUAUCUCCGUCCAACCAUGGCGUCCGAGCCGCUUGCUACACAAUUUCCUGACUAUGGUCGAUGUCUCCGAAAGCAUUUCGCCUUCGAUCCUGACUUCGUUCCUCUCAAUCACGGCGCUCUGGGUGCGACGCCGCGAGCUGUGUUGGACGCGUCUAACGAUCUGACACUGGAGAUGGAGUCCAAUCCGGACGACUUCGUGUGGCUCAGAUAUGAGUCGAAGCUGAACGAGGUGCGGCAGCAGAUUGCCAGGCUCGUACACGCGGAUGUGGACGAAUGUGUCCUGGUCCCGAACGUAUGCAAUGGGAUCAAUACUAUUCUGAGGAAUUUUGAGUGGCAAGAAGGUGACGCGAUUAUAAUCACCAACUGCACAUUCAACCCGAUCGCCAACGCUGCGCGGCAUAUCUCCCAGACAUACCCCUUUCCUGCUGUAAUAGAGUUUCCCUUGCACUUCCCUGAAUCUCGUGAGGAUCUGCUCGUUCGAUGGCGCAACCUCCUGCGUGAAUUGGCUUUACCCUCGGCCUCUAGCGGCUCAUCGCAACAACGAGUUGUCGCGAUCAUUGACAGCAUUGUGUCCGGUCCCGGGCUCGUCAUGCCAUGGAAGGAGAUGGUGCAGGCAUGUAAGGAGAGGGGAGUGUGGACCGUGAUCGACGCGGCACACUCACUUGGCCAGGAACGCGUGGAUUUGAGCGCGAGUCAGCCAGACUUCUGGGUGUCGAACACGUCAAAGUGGUUAUUCGCCAAACGCGGCUGUGCUGUCCUGUAUGUACCAAAGAGUGUUGCAUAUGACAGGAACCAACAUAUAAUCAAGACUUCGUUACCUACCGCUUUCCAUGCGCCGUUUUCGCCGGACACGUCUACAUUCGGCUCAAGAUUUGCAUGGUUCGGUUCCGUGGACCUCACGAUAGCCCUGAGUAUUCCUGCCGCAUUACGCUUCCAGGAGUCCCUCGGCGGAGAGGACAGAAUCAACGCCUACUGUCGUGCGCUUGCUCUGGCUGGUGGCAAGCGGUUAGCGGAUAUAUUGGGCACACGCGAGAUGGACCAGUCACCCGACCGCGCUUGGACCGCGAACAUGGUCGCUGUGGAAUUGCCUGUACCUGCAGACGUCGUGUUCUCUUUCGAGACCAUGCGCUUCUUCCAGAUCAGACUGAUUGAGCAGCACAAGGUUUACGCAUCGCAAACCUUCCACAAUGGGAAAUGGUGGACGCGAGCAAGUGCUGCGAUAUACAACGACGUCAGCGAUUUCGAGAAGCUUGGAUAUGCUCUUGUGGAGGUUUGCCGGGAAAUUGCGAAGAGACCCAGAGCAGGCGCAAGACUGUGA
Fomitopsis serialis is the source of this 1421-nucleotide messenger RNA. RefSeq names its product pyridoxal phosphate-dependent transferase. The coding region runs from base 120 to 1421 and encodes 433 amino acids. The record is from RefSeq and is a predicted model, not a curated record. The transcript has 9 exons. NCBI's taxonomy places the organism in Eukaryota, Fungi, Basidiomycota, Agaricomycetes, Polyporales, Fomitopsidaceae.